UAGCUUGUUCGGCGAUAACGAUCUUGUUCCAGCCCAUGAAAGUGCAGACUAGGCGGGAUACACAUGCCCAUUUUCACGUAAUGACUCUUUGAUCCAAUUAUAAAGCCAGAAAUCUAGUUCAUGAGAUCUUGUCGAAUUUAAAGUUGCAGUAUUUAUUUCAAGAAAUUGAAGGAAAUGGCCUUAGCUGUAGUAGGGUUCUGGAGGAUCACGUUACCAAGGAUGGAUGAGUUCGUUGGUGCCUGAAUGCACUCAGUCAUCCACCCCAGAGCUAUGGUAAUUCACAAUAAAUCCAGGUCUCUGAUUUUUCAUUACCGCCGGCUUUCCUGUCUGGAUGCGGAUAAUUAGCAAUGAAUAAUUGUGAGUCAGGAUCACAUUGGUCUGAGCUAGUCAGCUAGAUACUUUAUUUUUUUCCAUCAUUGAACCACCUUCACUCACCAGUGUCUCAUCAUCCUCGUGGGGAAUACAGUGCUUCUUAGUCAUUUCUCGACUGUGGUUUAUGUGUAAGUUGCGUCAAGCCAUGUAAUCUUUCCCUAAAGGAUGGACCUAUUACAUACACAUGUAUGUUAUGUACAUUCCCAGGGAAAAGUGGUUUGUGUCAAUUUACUCAUACGUGUCUGAGCCAAAGUAUCCAGAACGCUCACAGUUUGAGAGCCGAGUUUUAAGCAAAUUGUUUCACACCGAGGAUUCAGAUCUCUUACCAUUCGUUGGUGAGACAUUUGCAAAUUUUGCGCGGCUGUUGUGAGCGAUGAUGUAAUGACUUGCAUCUCAAGAUGUUAUCCCCAGACUUUGAUGACACUUUGUCUGGACAGUCUACAAAAGACAGUUGCUUUAAAAUUCACCAGCACCUCUCAAGUUUUGAUUUAGAUUUGAGCCACAAAGCCAAUGAGAUUAUCCAUGAAAUCGAUUACCUCUACGAACAUGGCGCUUUGAUAUUCCAAGAUGGCCUAAGGGUUUGAUAGUAUGUGUGCAGGAUGUGAGGAGAUUUUCUCUGUCUCCGUCAAGCCGUCUGCUUCGGGAAAACUACAGUCUGCUGGAAGAAAGGAAAAAGUAAGGCACCUUGAGCAUUUCUGAGGAACUGUGAUUCAUUUGUCUGGCUUGGCACUGUGCCCAGAGAGAGUGGGGCCUAUUUUUGGGAUAAACGUCUCUAUAGCACUGCCAGAGUGCAGUACAAUGACGCAAGGGAAGAGGGUUGAGUAGGCGUCAAAACAGGGAACUACGUAGGGUAUUUCAUGCUCCUUUGGUCUUGAGGUCAGUUGGCAAGACGGAAUCAGCACAGAAAGCUACUUCCUGUCAAUAUGGAGCCUUGCUGGAAAGAAAGAUGGCCUUGUAACUGCGAUCACAAGUUUAGGGAGGAAUGGUGUUGCUCCACUUCCAAGAUCAUUGCUACCUUGAGGCUGCUGAUCUCACGUGAGCACAGUAAUGCUGCAGGUUGCUGAUUGCAUCAUCCAUGAGCUUAACGAUGGUGGACAUGUACAAUGUAUAUAGUAAGAAAGAUGGUGGUCCUGGAUUUAUCUUAAUUGCAAGGGACUUGAUGCUGUUAAAAAGUGGGAUUUGGACCCAUUAAGAACUUAUGAGUGUAUGCACACAAAUCUCCCUCAGUAAAUUACAGGACAACAUUACAGGGAGCAGCAGAUGGUCUGAAUAUUUCAUGAUGCCCAAUUAGAUGAGGUCGUGUAAUCAAUGAAGCACAUGUAUGCCAGCAUAUUGUGUGUGAUUGUCAGCUUGUGAGUAGAUGAGAAAUUAUUGGGCAACUUGUCAUCUGCAAGUGGAGGUGACUUUCCCAGUAUUCCCAAAUGUUGCAAAACUGCAAAUUCUCGACACUACGCUUUCACACAGACCACCUGUAGGAACAAAUCUUGGCUUCAGCGUUUGUCAUCGUAGAGGUUUUCAGAUUGAUUUGGGAUUGAAAAUCUUUGACUGGUCAAGUCAAGCUGACUUUGUUUGAUUGAGGCAGAAGACGGAGGUUUUAACUAUGGGAUACGAAGACGCUGAAACAUGGGCAGAGCUGAUGGAAAACAUGAAAGCCCUUUGUGGUGACCGUGUUGUCCAGAUGACCAAGACAUACAAUGACAUUGAUGCAGUGACCCGCCUUCUGGAAGAGAAAGAGAAAGACUUGGAGCUUGCAGCCAAGAUUGGGCAGUCUCUUCUAGAACAAAACAAGCAGCUUGAGAAGCGCAUUGAUGCCAUUGAGGAGCAGUUCACCCUCGCUGCAGACGAGAAUACACAACUGAAGCAUGAUAUUAAACUCAAGGAGCAGCUACUCAGGAUCUACACCAACGAGGUCAGCUAUAGCGACUCAGAGGAAGACACAGCCCAGAGCCAUGACAGAGGCCACGCCCUCCAGUCCAAGUUCAUCAAUGUGGAGGCGCUUCAGAAGAAGGUGCGUGUCUUGGAGGAAGAGAACUUCCAGCUCAGGAUGGAGACGGCCGAGAUGAAGACCAAGACGGUCAGCAUCGAGGAGAAAGAGGCUCAGCUGGUCCAAGAUGCCUUCAAGCAGCUCGGUGAGGCCCAGGGCCGAGAGGGGGUACUAGCAGAUGAGUUGAGCCGUAGGUUAGAGGAGACGUACCAACAGAAGGAAGAGAUUACAAACUUGCUGGCCCAGGUGGUGGAACUGCAGCAGAAGGUCAAAAAGCUCUCUAUUGAGAAUGAGGAGCUACAGCACCAAUAUCAAGCAGCUAGGGAGGCUCAGCAAUCUCUCACUAAAGAGUUACAAGAAGCCCGAGACAAGGCAGACGAGUACUUCACCAUGUUGAAUGAGGCCAGGUUAGAGGCCAAGGAGAUUCAUCGGCGUUCCUUACCAAAGAGCAACCUGCCGCAAUACAACGUAAACCCGUUACCAAUCUUCCCACCGGAUUCUCUGGCAGCUGAGCUUGUCAACACUGUGGAGCAAGAGCUAGCAGGAGGCAAUCCUAAACUCAGCCGACGAGGCAAUAAAAGGGAACAAAACAGGAACAUCUUGCGGACCGUGAGGGAUCUAAACCGAGCCUCCAGUAGCCGAGCGCCAUCAGACUACAGUGAGGACAUCUACAGCAGCCGUCGUACCUCCCCAGGAAGCUCGGUCAUAUCCAUGGCAGGAUCUCAGCUGAGUGAGGCACCUUUGAGUGAGCAGUACGAGGGGGAUAAUGAGUCAAACAACAGCCCAUCUGGCUCUGUGCAUCACUUGGGCCGGACAGGCAUCCCUGGCUCCAACGACCUAGAAACGGCCCUCCGCCGCCUCAACCUGCGCAAGCAGAACCAGGAGGCAGAGGACAAGUAUGCAGAGGAGGAGAAGCUCCGCCUCCUUCAGGGGUCAGAGCCAGGGGGCACAGGGGGCUCCCAGACCCCUACCUGCCCCAGCCCAGGGAGCAUCUGGUCCAUGGACAGCUUUGGAGGAUUGCCGUCCAUGAGUGGGCAUGGCUUUCGGUCGUACAUGCCGGAGAAGCUGCAGAUUGUCAAGCCCAUGGAAGGUUCCUUGACGUUAUACCACUGGCAGCGUCUUGCCCAGCCUCACAUGGCCAGCAUGCUGGACGUCAGGCCGGGCGUCAUGGUCAAGGGCUUCAGGGAGCUGGAGAGAGACGGGACCAUCUACUCCAUGGACGAUGUGGAGGAUGAUGGGCGAGUCAUCGAGCACACUUGCGUUCCUAGCAAAUGUUUUGUCAGUACGUCUAGUACCUACACCUACACCACGAGCACCAUCGGUUUGCUUGAUAACACGGUGCUUACUUCCAGUGACAAGGGUCCGAGGAUGGCCAACACAGAACACAUCAGCAAACCCACUAAGCCUGUCGCUGCUAGGACCUUCAGCACAUCCUUGGGCCUGGCUCAGGUCUUGAAGGAGCGAGAUGUAGAUCAGACGGCUGAGCCCAAAGUCCUGACGAAAGUGGAAGCGGCUGCCAUCAACCCGGCCGGCGUCAAUGCGGGGCUGAACAUGUUUGGCGCCCCCACGCAGGCCCCGCUCAAGAGUGCAUCGGAGGCUGCAAGAGAAACCUCGUCAGAUGUGGAGGAACCGCAGCGCAUGCACCGCAUCUCCAGCCGCAUCUUCUCCCGCUUUGCCGUGCCGGUGCGCUCCAAGAACAUCACAGACUCGCUGGACGCAGAGACCAAAACCCGGCUCAUGGAGAAGGUACGUAAGAUCCGGGCAGAGAAGGAGACCUCUGAGCGUCGAGCCCGGACUCUUCAGCGCCAGCCCGUCGCUCCGAGCGUGCGCACCAGAGACGUCGUGAUGAGCCCGGUACGAACACCCCGAUCUUCAGCACCCGCAUCUUCAGCACUAUCCACAGAGGGCUUUUGUAUGGGUCUAGAAGGAGCCGUAGGAGGCUACAGCCCCCCAGGAGCAUACGGCUCGCAUGCUGGAACAGUCCAUCGAAACAGUGGUCUUACUGUUGACUCAAAGGUCCCCAAGAAACUCUUCUCAUCAGACGACUCGGGAAUUGAGCUUGGGUUUGCCACAACCACACCGGGACCCACCCCAACUGUUUCUAAUCUCCCCUUUCAGAUGACCUUCACUGGAACUGUUUCUACAACUCGCAGUGUGCCAGGGUUUAACACUAUCCAGUUGGGCCCAGCUAGCUCAAGCUCCACUUCAAAUGUGUUUAGUUCCUCCAAAUCAUCGAGUGCAUUCGGUAGCCGGGGUGGUCAUUCCGAAGUCCUAGAAUGCACUAAGCCACAGGGUUCCCAUGGGAUUGGCUUGCUCGGUGCACUCAGCUCCACCGAGACUGUAUCUAGUCACCCCAAGCAGCAGGGUUUACACGGUGCAGCCAGUGUUUCAGCUGUUUCUAGUCACCCCAAGCAGCAUUCUUCAUACAGUGGAGGCAGUGCAUUGACUGUUUCUAGUAACUCCAGAUCAACAGACACAUCUCAGUCACAGACGGCAGGAGUUGGACUAGCCUCGUUGCUCAGCGCAUCUAGACCCUCCGUGCUUCCCAUUAGAGGACAGACAGGAGGAGGAGAGACCUCAAAGGAGGGUCUGGCGACUCAAGCCACGACCCAAGGGGUCACAAGUCCUAUGUCCAUGCUGGCCGGAAACCUCUCCUCUUUGAAAGGUUUCCGUAAACCCGGCCCUAUGCUAUAGCAAAAAGUCUAUGUGUGUGAAUGUGUGCCCUGGUCGGCAUGACAUUGUGGGAAAGUUUUCUUUGUGUGAGAUAAUGUGGAGCAGAUUGUACGGACUUCAAUCGCAGUAAUAUUUGGUCCCCACAAUGUGUGUGGUUGGCGUAUUACCACAGGACAAGAAUGUGUGUAUGCGUGUUAGAUUUAGUUGGCGGCAGUGUGCGUCAGAAUUUGUAACGUACAAAGUUGAAUGCUCAAAAAUUGUAAUGCUUAAAUUAUUCGAGUGCUGUUUGCGAAAAUAAUACUCAGUCAAACUGAGAAAAUGUUCAGUGUAAUGGAAAGAAUAUUAUUUCCGAUAUCUAUCGAAUCCUGACAAAUCCAUUGUUCCAUUGGACUGAGUGAAAGAAUUACAAAAUUCAAGUCCAGUCAGAAUUCCUGGAGAACUGACGUCCCUAUUGGUUUUACAUCUUGCUCACGGGAACCACGUAGUCUGGUCAUGGAAUCUCUCCACAGAGAAGUGGUUGAUUUACAGGGUUCCAGUUGUUCCAUUGGGAACAGCACCACACUAUAAAACUUCCACACGGGUACAUUGUAGAAUAUCUCGUUUGAAAAACGGUUCCCUGACCCAUUUGAUACGAUUGUACACACAUCACUAUUUUCACGGUGCGGCGUUAUGCACAUUUCCAUCAAGGCAGUGUUUCUUUUGCUUCACAAGUAUUUUGACCAAUUUAAUUGAAAUGAGGAGAAAUGUGACCAGGUUUCAUGACAGUCAAAUCAGUUGUGGUAACGAUGGAAAAUUGAGGAUAUUUCUAGUGCGUAACGUAACCAUUCAAACAGCAUGGUAGCAUAUGAAGAUAUGCUUAGGACAUCAGUUUCGUGCCACAUAGACCAACCUUGCACAGUAAACUAAUGUUCUGUUACUGUUAAGUCCAAGUGGGAACGCAUAAAUGAUUUACACAAAGAAAUGGUUACAUGCCAUCACGGUAAGUUCAGCAAAAGCACAGAAAAAAAGUCAAAUGGGAAACACGGCUCAGGAUAAUUCAGUCAGUGAGCUAAGAUCCCUGCAGGCUCUGCAGGUAUAAAAAGAUUGUAGAGACAGAUCAACCUCCAACCUUAUGAGAUCAGGGAAACAGCAGGUAUUAAUCGUAUCUUGUAGCAUCUCUCCAUUUAGUCAGUUGUAUGUACUCGGAGAAAAAAUCGAGACAAGCCAUGUGUGGCAGCAUUACCACCUGCAAACCAUGAUAAUUUGUGAUGCAUUUCAGGAUUCUUUGAAAGCAGCUAAAUAUCACUUUCUGUUUUUAAGGUCUGCAAAAAAUGAGUUUUUUGUAUAAAAUGAAGCAUUUUGAGUUAACCACUGUUCAACACAAUUGAAAUGAUAUCUUUAUGAUUUUUCAAAAUGCUAUUUUUAAAUAUCGGGUCAGUACAUCUGCAGCAAAUAAAAUCUUUCUGAUUUUGAAAAGUUUGAAAGUUUAUGUAAUGAGUUUUAUUUUGAUAUAAUUUUAUGCUGUGCAAAGUUUUAACUUUGGAAAAGUGCAAUAUAAGUAUGUUUUACUCUUUUGCUGUAAUUCUGUUGUUUUUGAAAUUUGGACGUCCCAAGGAAGAAAUGGCAGUGAUUAUUUUGAUGUUGGUUCAUUAAUUUAACAAAUUCUGUGACAUGCAAAGCGCUUUCAAAACUGGCAUAGAAUUUUUCUUCAAAAGCAGUCAUCAGUGAAACUUGCAGGGUCUGUAAUGUGAUAUUGCAAGAUGUAACCUCAAGUAUCGUUUGCAUCUAGUUGGAAUCAUCCUCACUCCUUUCUGGCAGUUCUCAAUCCAGGUUCUCACCGAAUGGUUGUCCCAAAAGGCUUUUUUUUUUGUUGCAGUCGGUGUGCUUCAAAUGCAGUCAUAUAUUCUGCAAAGUUUUAUGCUGUCUACACGUUUUCCCUACAAUCACUACAGUUCCUAUGGUAUUGGACUUGUUUGCAUUUUCCGCCAAUUGCUCGAUCAUUCCCUUGCAUUGAAUCAUCACUACCCUCUGGCGGUAUGGUUCCCUGAAGCCAAGACAUUGUUACUGUAUUGAUUUACCAUAUGGUGCCAUUACAUCUGAGAAUUCCUAAUGAAAAGGGGGUAGGGAUCCAUGUCUGUUGUGUGUUUCUUGUCAGUCGUAGGUCUGUCAACCUGAAUUUCAACUAACACAUCUCAAAGACUAGAUCUAUUAUGGAGUUGGUUGUAUAGCCCAAACAACAUGUGUUUUCCUGUCUUUAUUUAAAACAUUUUCAAUCCAGGUUUUGCUGGUGUCAGAUGCAUUUAUAACUUUUUGUUGCUUGAUACUUGUAUAUUUAUUUGUAACAACCAAGAGUUACUUAUAUUUGAAAAUAGGUUGCAAAGAAUAUCCACAAUUUUAACCAUUUUAAACAAGUAUAAAAGACUUUUAACUAAUACAUGUACCUUUAAAUACCCUCAAAAUCUAAUUGUAAAUGUAGCUAUUUAUGAAAUAAACAAGUACUGCUAAAAUAAGGUUUUAGCCCUGUACAAGUGAUAUACUGGAGGCCCAAAGCUGCAUCCCCUAUAAUAGUGUUGCAAAAUAAAUAUUCCCGUGG
Acanthaster planci (crown-of-thorns starfish) is the source of this 7601-nucleotide messenger RNA. RefSeq names its product trafficking kinesin-binding protein 1-like. Gene Ontology annotation, biological process: protein targeting; mitochondrion distribution; vesicle transport along microtubule. The record is from RefSeq and is a predicted model, not a curated record. Lineage: Eukaryota; Metazoa; Echinodermata; Asteroidea; Valvatida; Acanthasteridae. Gene Ontology annotation, cellular component: mitochondrion; cytoplasmic vesicle. Gene Ontology annotation, molecular function: myosin binding.